This is a messenger RNA of Xylaria bambusicola, 3254 nucleotides long. RefSeq lists its product as uncharacterized. The transcript has a single exon. NCBI's taxonomy places the organism in Eukaryota, Fungi, Ascomycota, Sordariomycetes, Xylariales, Xylariaceae. The coding region runs from base 102 to 2798 and encodes 898 amino acids. The record is from RefSeq and is a predicted model, not a curated record. Gene Ontology annotation, molecular function: DNA binding. Gene Ontology annotation, cellular component: nucleus.
CCACGUGGAGCGAUCCUUAAUCAUUAACGUUUCCCCAUCCAUCCCUGACGAGCUGUCACGGCCCCAUUGGGUGCCAGCCUGAGCAGCCAGCCUGAGCAACCAUGGGUCUCAACGACCACGAAGCCGAUGCUGCAGCGCCCAGCGACAUCAGCAACAUCCGCGAUGAACCCCCGCGAGAGCGUCGCUCCAAGAGUGGGCGCUCCAGAUCGGUCAAGGAUAAAGACUCCAAGGACGUCCACCGCCAUCGCUCACACCGGUCCUCCAAGCUGAGGACCUCCAUCGACGCCGAAUCGCCAUCCAUAACAUCAUCCACCCACCAUCGCCGCCACCGCACCAGAGAGGAGAAGGAGAGGGAUCGGGAGAAGAAAGAGAAGGCUUCUUCCAUGAAUGAUCUAGUACCCGAGCUCACCCGGACGUCGGUUGCUGGUAGCAGAGUCAGCCUCCCUUACCCAACCUUUAGCAAGGCGCACAGCAAAGAAGCUGUUCAUAGCCGCGAUGACCUAGGUGCCACUAAUCAUCAGGCCGACCCGUUGACUCCCGACCCAACCGACCUGGGAUCUGAGCACAGGCGGCGAUCCAAGUCUCCUGGACGCUCAAUAGACGAAGAAAAGCCUUCACGCAAAGAUGAUCGUCCACCCAGCCCUCCCGAGACAGAUUUAGCGAGUGAAAAGAAACGGCGCAGCAAGACCUCUAGCUCGAGGCUGCGGUCUGAUGGGUCGGAACGCCCAAGGUCUAGAUUAUCAGGUGUUUCUAGAUCAAGUUCGAGGCACGAAGAUAGGUCGAAGCUGUCUAGAUCUAAAUCAUCAAGCCAUGCGUAUGGCAAAUCCUCUACAUUGAAGCCACCCCCUAGCAUCCAGAUCAUGGAUGAAACCGCUUCCGGCCUGAGUGAUGGCAGGACUGCCGGCGCCCAAUCGUCUACAACCUCAGUUCCCCCGAAGAGAUCAGUUUCCACAAAGUCAACCAGGAUGCCCAGUCUCGACGCUGAUGACUCACCGGAAUCCGUGCAGGAUUCCUCGCCGAAAACUCCCACGGCAACAGCCCAAUUUCCCUCGCCACAAGUCUUCCCGGAUGAGAGUCAUAACCCCCGCUCAAACUAUAGCGACGAGAAAGACCGGCCAACACCCGUGGCGACGCCCGCCACCGACUUUGGCCCACCACCGCCUCCACCUCCUCCGCCACCAGCUCUAGAUAUCAGUGAGGUGCCGCGAAUCGACUAUUUACUCCAACACGGCGGUCUACAUCACCCCGUUCCUAAGCAUUUUCUCGAAGUCUUGCCCCGACAGAAUGGAAACCGGCCAUCGGACCCGCCCCUGUCUGGAUGUGAAACUCUAUUUGCGCCAUUUUUCAACCUUCUUAACCAGUAUCAGACCGUACUUCAAAAGCAAGGAUCAAUUGCGGUGGCCACGGGACACAGGUCAGUAGCGAGGCGCCUGCUCGACCGACUUGAAGAUGUCUUCUCUAGAGAUUUACCAGAGGAAGGAUGCACAUGUGUUAUGUGUGAGCAAGCGCCAGAGGAACAUCGAGGGUUAGGGUGGGGUGAGGUGCUCGAGCGCGUUGGCGGUAGAGUGGAAAUGCCUUCGUGGCCACCAUUCGAUCUCUCUAGUGUGGUUGCCACUGCUAUCGAAAGCACGGCGGAUCUACCUCCUCGACCGGCUUCACCAGUAAAACUGGAUCCUGACAUUGCUGAAGAAUUUCGAGAGCAUUACUUGCGGCAGACUAAGAAGGUUAAAUCGUCGGUGGACAAGUGGAUGAACAGCUGUGCAGAGACGCCUGCUCCUCCACCAUCUGAGGUAGAUGACGAGACACUCGCUUUCGCAAUUCUUACAAGCCUUAAUCAGGAAGAACGACCGUACUUUAACGCCUUGAUCUCUGGCUCAAAGGAGAUACAACCAACUCUACGAGCACCAACCCCUAUGCGAAAGUCUCGGCCAGAUUUCUUGGUGAAAACGGGACUUCAGCUCCAGCGUCUAUACCGUUUAUCGCAGGCACCGCGGGAUGCGGAAACUGCCGUGUUUCUUGUCCAGAAUCCUUUCCAUCAUGAUCUUUUCGCUACCAUGGUUGAUAUCAGCCCGCAAGAGUGGGAGAUUCUCAUUUCGGGUCGGUUCGACGGUUUCCUCUGGUCAGGUGCUGAUGGCGACGAUGCGAUGACACCUACAAUGGAAAACCCGCUAUCGCGAGGUGCUACCCCUGCAAAUAGCUUCUUCCCGCCGCCACCCACCCGACCAGCACCUUUCCCUCCAGGAUUGGGAGCACGGCAAGCAUCUGGCUUUGGUCAAUCCCGUAGCACGACCCCUUACUCAGGGUUCUACUCGCGUGGCACAACCCCGGCUUCGUUCAUCUCGCUUUCAUCAACAGCCACACAUAGUCAAAACCGGCAGCCCGUGUCUCAUGACGAAGAGGUUGAAAUGGCCGUCUUGGCAGAGGUCGAGCGAGAAAUCUACCAAGGUAUGGAGGCGCUUGAGGAUGCCUUUGAAAAAUUGCAUGUGCACGCGGAAGUAGUACGGAAUGCACUCCGACGACGCAACAACGGCCUCCUCAUGAGCCAGCAACAUCGUCGCGCUUCGCGAAUUGAUGUCCUACCGCAGCAUUCUGGAGGUUCAAUGGGCUACGAACGGCCACCUUGGGCCACAGGUGAUGAGGACGGUGUAACAAGCGAAAGUGACUGGGGUGGUGAUGAUUUUGACCUCGCCCCCGAGGAUUCCGCUAGUAACAUAUCCAGCUCACGACACAGAAGGCCAAAACGAAGGCAUGAGCGACGAACCCCUGCGCCUAUCGAGGAAGAUGACGAAGAAAACUGAUGGGAGAUUCCAUGACUUUCCGCAAAAUCCUCAGCUUGACUAAUCUGUUGCAAUUGCGAAAUUUACACCCUCUGAAAAAUGCUAGUACAUUUGGAGAUGGACGAAUGAUAUUCUUAUGGCAUGGCGAAUUUGAGACGGAACGAAAGCGAGAAUGGCAUCAUCUCUUUUUGUAGAUACCACGGCUUGGCAUAUUCUUUUUUUUUUAAUCACUGUUUUGUCUUUUAUCUGUGAGCUUUGCUAUUUCCCGAAGUUCACAUUCAGAAAUGCGGCAUGAAAAAAAUCAAUGACACUCCUCCUGGGGACCAUGCUAGUUGGUCGGCUGAGAGUCAAAAAAGGAACAUAAUCGGUCAAGUAUACAGACUCAAAGAUUGCAUUUUUGGGUUGGCUCAUUGCUUGCAACACGCUCUAUCUGCCUAGGAUCGAUUGUUCUUGGGAAGAAGGCAGGACAGAAAUGAA